Molecule: messenger RNA, 7340 nt
Organism: Drosophila guanche
Lineage: Eukaryota; Metazoa; Arthropoda; Insecta; Diptera; Drosophilidae
Gene: robo1
Product: protein sax-3
Exons: 18
Coding region: 859-5082 (1407 amino acids)
Biological process (GO): cell-cell adhesion; axon midline choice point recognition; Roundabout signaling pathway
Cellular component (GO): plasma membrane; axon
Molecular function (GO): axon guidance receptor activity; protein binding
Source: RefSeq, a predicted model, not a curated record
GGUCUGUCGUUUGCAUGUAAAUUGCAGAUGCAAGUUUUUUACUGCCCGCGGGACGGGAGUGUGAGCUAUAGAUACAACACUGUUAUAGAUACAACAACAAGCGCUGUAACGGGAUGGAACGGGGAACAGCAGGCAAUUGAUAGGAGGGGGUGAGUUGUAAUAGAUGAGCGGGGGGACGUACGGGCUGCGUGUUCUUGUUCUUGUAAAAUUACCCAGAAGAAAUUUCGUUCGGGAAAUGUGGAAAAUGUGCGCGAGCGGAGAAACAACCCCAAAAAGGAAGCGUCAAUGAAAACUGGUAGAGAGGAGAGUACCAUCGACAAAUAAAUAGCAUCCAUGCAUACAAGCAGAAUAUAAAACUAAAACAGUAAAUAAAUAAUAAUAAAACGCAACGAUUAAACGUUAUAAAGAAAGUGUGAGAAUCGGAGAGUCAAAUGAAAUCAGAAUUUGGAUUGUAAAUUUACGUCGCCGCCGCCACCGCUGGCUGUCUGCCGCCUAAGAGAGAUAAACACAAAGAGAGAGAUAAAUACAGAAAUAAAAUUAAUGGAAAAGCAUAGCUAGACCAUAUGCAUGUGGGAGGAGGUAUAUACGACACGACACACAUACUACAUUCUUAUGUGUACAUGUUUUAUUGGUUGUGCGUGUGUGUACGUGAGUGAAGUGCUUAUCUCGGGAGGGAAAUGUGAAUGGAAUUGGAGCACAGACGAAGAAGAAUAAUUUCGGAAGAUAAAAACCGAAUCGUAUCGAAAGGCUACACACAUACUGCUAAAAUGGUUGUCGCCAGCCGUACUCGCAUCAUCUACUCCGCAAAAUAAGUGUAUCUGCUCUCCACGCACUGUCGCUGUCACCGAAUAAUAUCCUAUGCAUCGACCACAUCGUCUUAGCAUCGCCAUCGACAUCGCCAUCACCCGGAGCACGAGCACUAACAACUCUCCAACUCAUCCACCAUCAUCCAGCAUAACCCAGUGGGGCAGCAGGGGGAGUAGGAUGAUACUUCUUCUGCUGCUGCUCGGUCUGGUGACGCCGCCGGCAGUCAUAGCCCAAUAUCUGUCGCCACGCAUUAUCGAACAUCCCACGGAUCUGGUGGUGAAGAAGAAUGAGCCAGCGACGCUCAACUGCAAGGUGGAGGGCAAGCCCGAGCCCACCAUCGAGUGGUUCAAGGACGGCGAACCCGUCAGCACCAAUGAAAAGAAAUCGCAUCGCGUUCAGUUCAAGGAUGGCGCCUUGUUCUUCUACCGCACGAUGCAGGGCAAGAAGGAGCAGGACGGCGGCGAGUACUGGUGUGUGGCCAAGAACCGUGUGGGCCAGGCCGUUAGUCGACAUGCCUCGCUCCAAAUAGCUGUUCUGCGCGAUGAUUUUCGCGUGGAGCCCAAAGACACGCGCGUGGCCAAAGGCGAGACAGCGCUGCUCGAGUGUGGGCCGCCCAAAGGCAUUCCAGAGCCAACUCUCAUUUGGAUGAAGGAUGGCGUCCCCCUGGAUGACCUGAAAGCCAUGUCGUUCGGCGCCAGCUCUCGCGUGCGUAUUGUCGAUGGUGGCAAUCUGUUAAUAAGCAAUGUGGAGCCCAUCGACGAGGGCAACUACAAGUGCAUUGCCCAGAAUCUGGUUGGCACGAGAGAGUCCAGCUACGCCAAGCUGAUUGUACAGGUCAAGCCGUACUUCAUGAAGGAGCCCAAGGAUCAGGUGAUGCUCUACGGCCAAACGGCCACCUUCCACUGCUCCGUGGGCGGUGAUCCGCCGCCAAAGGUGCUCUGGAAGAAGGAGGAGGGCAACAUACCCGUGUCCCGGGCUCGCAUCCUGCACGACGAGAAGAGUCUGGAGCUGAGCAACAUUUCGCCCAGCGAUGAGGGCACCUAUGUCUGCGAGGCGCACAACAAUGUGGGUCAGAUAAGCGCCAGAGCAUCGCUCACCGUACACGCUCCUCCAACGUUCACUCGGAAGCCCAGCAAUAAGAAAGUGGGCCUCAAUGGAGUUGUUCAGUUUCCCUGCAUGGCCGCUGGCAAUCCUCCGCCGUCGGUAUUCUGGACCAAAGAGGGUGUAUCCACGCUGAUGUUCCCCAACAGCUCGCACGGUAGGCAACAUGUCUCGUCGGAGGGAACGCUACAGAUCAGCGAUGUGCAGCAGGAUGACGAGGGCUUCUACGUGUGCUCCGCGUUCAGUGUGGUGGAUUCCUCCACGGUGCGCAUUUUCCUACAGGUCAGCUCGGUAGAUGAGCGUCCGCCGCCCAUCAUCCAAAUAGGUCCCGCCAAUCAGACCUUGUCGAAGGGAUCUGUGGCGACACUGCCCUGCCGUGCCACAGGCACGCCCAAUCCACGUAUCAAAUGGUUCCACAAUGGCUAUGCCGUGCAGCCAGGCAAUCGGCACAGCAUCAACCAAGGCAGCUCUCUGCGAAUCGAUGAUCUCCAAUUGGGCGACACUGGAGUCUAUACAUGCACUGCCUCCUCGGAACGUGGCGAGACCUCCUGGUCAGCAACGCUUACGGUUGAGAAAUCAGGCGCCACAUCACUGCAUCGGGCAGCUGACCCAAGCACAUAUCCGGCUCCACCUGGCACCCCGAAAGUGCUGAAUGCCAGCCACAGCAGCAUCUCGCUGCGUUGGGCCAAGAGCCAAGAGAAGCCUGGCGCCGUCGGUCCGAUUAUUGGCUACACUGUGGAGUACUUUAGUCCGGAAUUGCAAACGGGUUGGAUUGUGGCUGCACAUCGUGUGGCCGAUACUCAAGCCACUAUAUCGGAUUUGACGCCAGCCACUUCGUAUGUGUUCCUGGUGCGUGCUGAGAACAGCCAGGGCGUGUCCGUGCCCUCGGGGCUUUCGAAUGCCAUCAAAACAAUUGGCGAGGACUUUGACACUGCCUCGGCCAAUGACUUGUCGGCAGCUCGAACUCUGCUCACCAGAAAGUCUGUGGAGCUGAUAGAUGCCUCGCCCAUCAAUGCCAGUGCCGUGCGUCUAGACUGGAUGCUGCAUGUGAGCGCCGACGAGAAAUAUGUGGAGGGUCUGCGACUUCACUACAGGGACACAGGACACUCCCACAGCGCGCAGUAUCAUUCCAUCACUCUCAUGGAUACCUCGGUGGAAUCGUUUGUCGUGGGAAAUCUGAAGAAGUACACUAAAUACGAGUUCUUUCUGACUCCCUUCUUCGAGACCAUCGAGGGACAGCCCAGCAACUCCAAGAUGGCCAUCACUUACGAAGAUGUUCCCUCUGCACCGCCAGAUAGAAUACAGAUCGGAAUGUAUAACCAAACAGCUGGAUGGGUGCGUUGGACACCACCGCCUGCCCAGCACCACAAUGGCAAUCUGUAUGGCUACAAAAUCGAAGUGAGCGCCGGCAACACCCUGAAGGUGCUUGCCAACAUGACGCUCAAUUCCACCACCACAUCGGUGCUGCUGAAUAACCUCACCACCGGCGCCGUCUACAGUGUGCGUCUGAACUGCUUCACCAAGGCAGGCGAUGGGCCCUACUCCAAGCCGGUCUCGCUGUUCAUGGAUCCCACGCAUCAUGUGCAUCCGCCGCGUGCUCAUCCCAGCGGCAGUCACGAUGGCUGGCACCAGGAUGGUCAGGAGAUCACCUACCACAACGGAAUGGCUGGUAUUCAGCCCAGCAGCGACACGCAUCCCACCACGCACAGAACAUCCUCGGAUUAUCUGCCUAGCAUCUGGCUAAUGGUCAUGGUUGUCACUGUACUCCUUGUCGUGUUUAUCUCCGCUGCCUUAGCCAUGGUCUACUUCAAGCGCAGGCAUCAGAUGACCAAAGAUCUGGGCCAUCUCAGUGUUGUAAGCGACAACGAAAUCACUGCCCUAAAUAUCAAUAGCAAGGAAAGUCUGUGGAUUGAUCGCAACUGGCGACCGUCAGACACCGACAAGGACUCGGGACUGAGCGAGUCCAAGCUGCUCUCCCACGUCAACAGCAGCCAGUCCAACUACAACAACUCCGAUGCAGGAACCGACUAUGCCGAAGUGGAUACCCGCAACCUGACAACCUUCUACAACUGCCGCAAGAGCCCUGAUAAUCCCACGCCCUAUGCCACCACCAUGAUCAUUGGCACCUCUUCGGGUGAGACCUGCACGAAGCCCACCUGCCUGAGCGCCGACAAGGACUCGGGCACACAUUCCCCCUACUCGGAUGCCUUUGGUGCACAGGGCGCGGUCGCUCCCUCUUCGAAGUCGAAUUAUCUGCAGUACCCAGUGGAGCCCAUCAACUGGUCCGAGUUUUUGCCACCACCGCCAGAGCAUCCGCCACCAUCUUCCACCUACGGCUAUGCCCAGGGCUCACCGGAGUCCUCGCGCAAGAGCUCCAAGAGCGGAGGCUCUGGCAUUUCCACAAACCAAAGCAUCCUGAACGCCUCCAUUCACAGCAGCUCUUCCGGCGGCUUCUCAGCCUGGGGCGUUUCUCCACAAUUCGCACCCAGCUGCCCCCAUGACAACGUGUACACCAAUCCCCUGUCAGCAGUGGGAAGCGCCCAGAAUCGCUACCAGAUUACACCCACCAACCAGCAUCCACCGCAGCUGCCGGCCUACUUUGCCACUGCGACACCUGGCGGAGGUCCACCGACGCACAUUCAGUUCCCCGCGCAGCGCCAUGCCGUAAGCGAGUACCAGGCGGGCCUGAAUGCCUCGCGCUGCAACCAGAAUCGAUCCUGCUCCAGCUGCGAUGCCCUGACCUCACCCAUGCAGCCGCCGCCGCCGGCUCCGGCCCCAGAGGGCUGGUACCAGCCGAUGCAUCCCCAGCCACAGGUACAUCCGAUGCAGUCGACCAGCUCCAGUCACCAGAUCUACCAGUGCUCCUCCGAGUGCUCGGAUAACUCGCGAGCCUCGCACAGCCACAAGCGACAGCUGCUGGCGGAGGAGCACAGCAGUGGCAAGCGCUCGGGCCACCGUCGUCAUGCCAUGGUGCAACCCUGCCUGGAGAGUGAGAACGAGAACGAGAACGAUAACAUGCUGGUGGACUAUGAGCUGCACGAGCGCAGCUACACGAGCGACUGCUGCAACAGUUCCCGGGAGGGCGACACCUGCUCCUGCAGCGAGGGCUCCUGCCUGUACGCCGAUGCAGGCGGGCCAGCUACCCGGCACAUGACUGCCACUAAGAAUACUUAAAGCGGAACUAGCUGUGACGCCCACCCUUCCCAACGAGUCAUCAUGGGGAGACGGUAUGUGGAGGCAGUGCCAUUCCCCACCCCCCCGAUGGUGGAUUAGUAUUAAAUAGCAUCUAGUCUAACUCUUCAUUCAUAUCGAACUUAGUCAGCGGCUACGCCACAGUCCUCGAGCCGGCGGCGAGCCGCGUGGACAAACUCAAAGUUUCUGCGCCAUAAUUUCCCCCACUACUCUAUCGAAUACUUCAACGACUAUGACUACGCCAAUGGAAACAAAUACGUACGACUGCCAGAUCAUACAGAAACACACGACACACACGCACGCACUCAUCACAUAUACAGCCACAAUCAUGGGAGCAUUGUGCAGCUUUAGCAAUUACGAAUUUUCCAUUACUACAUCCAUAAAGCCUAGACACACUCAUAGAAAAGCACAAUGCUCCCCAGCAUCAUCACUCCCCCACCUUCUAGCACCCUAGAAUUUCCCUUCAUCAAAAUGAAUAAUGUACUUAAGAGAUAGUUACGAGUGCUGUACGAUAGAGAUAUUUGCUUCAGAUAGGAUUAAGCGCCAGAAUAGAGUUCAGAACCCAUCUCAGUGUGAAACAGAUCUUUAAGAAAUAUGUACUCAAGAGAACAAAUUGAGCAAGUGGAAACAGAAAACAGAUCAGGCCAUACAAGUACACAACUGAGUCUGAGUAGAGGACUCAAAGAUGUAGUUAGAACCAGCAGAGUGCAUAGAGUGCAUGGAGAAUGUACAGCAUGUUUUUGGUCCUAGUCAUAGGCUUUGAUACGAGAAUACGUUAACGAUUACGCUACUGAUACUGACUACGAUUUAGUACAUGUAUUCAAAACUCUUUCAUAUCUACGAUCACAAUCGAAUACUACUUGUCUCCGCCUCGGACUUGUGAUGAGGAUUAGCGGAGAAGAACUAAGUGGAGGAGUGCCGAGGCAGGAAAAGUGAGACGGCAGUUGCAAUGUUUAAUGGUUAGUGCUUUUCUAUAAAAGGAAAAAAAAAACAACAAACAGUAAUUUACUUCACAAAUAUGGUGGUGACUUGACCCAGUGAAUAUAUAUAUAUAGAUAAUAGAUAUACAAACUAAACUACACACGAACACACAACACUAACACAACACUACAACUUAUAUAAGUAUAAGCAUUUAGCCAACUUUAGUAGGACCUGCACGCGGCUAACUUAGCUACAGCUGCACCCCCACCCACCCCGGUUUUCCUCAUCCUCCUCCAUGACAUACAUUUUCUACAAUCUUUGCAUUUUGAAAAAAGUAAAAGUCUAAAAUGUACCUGUGAUAUAAACCCCCCAGUAUAGUAUUUUAAACCCCUUUUUGUUUUUUAAUUGUGAAUUUACGCAUUUUUGAGUUUAACUUUGAGUUUUUAGUUUAAUUUCGCUUUAAGUUCGAACAACGAGAAAUGUUUGCUGGAAAACAGACGACACAAUUGAUAGACCAUGAGUGAGGUUUUUUUUACGGGAUAAUAUAGCAUAAUUUAGACCUUAGACACGUACGCCACAUUAGAAAUUCAAAAUGGAUAAUACGAAAAUCAUCAAAAUUGAAAUCCAUCAAAGUCGAGAGAAAUGCUCAGAGAGGCCCAGAAUACUUUUUCGAAGAAGCCCAAGAAGCGUGAGCUGAAUUGAGAUUGGAAAAGGCUGUUGGAAAAGUGUUUAGAGCCGAAUUGGAAGUGGAUAUGACUGAUAUCCAUUUGGACUUGAGUCAACGAAACGUUUAAAUUUUAAUACACACUCAAACACACACACACACAUUAGAGCUACACGUACAUAUAGAGAUCAUAUAGCACCUAGAACCGCGCAUGUAUCAAAUCAAAUCAAAAUAUGCCAUAGCAUACGCACACACCCCACACAAAACACACACACAAAUUCACUUCCUUGCCGUCCCGGAUCGGCGAGGCAUGUACAUAUAUAUUAUAUAUAUAUAUACAUAUACAUAUACAUAUACAUACAUUUGCAUAUACAUAUAUACAUACUCCUACACGUUAUAUAUUGAAUCCAACUUGCUUUGAGUUGUACCGCCCUUCCGUAGCCAUAUUUAGAGACGAAGCAUAGUUGGGUCUGGGUUUUAAUAAUUAGCAUCUAGAUUCUAGAGUAUUUUAAAGUCAUAGCAUAAAUCAAUUUUAAAUACGAGAACGUAACCCCAAGAAACCGAAAUUGAAAUUGAAAUCGAAAUCGAAGUCCAAUCGAAAGCGACACUUAAUUUUAAUGCGUAAUGCCAUAAACGAAACUCUUCUAAAUGCAAA